Molecule: messenger RNA, 345 nt
Organism: Glarea lozoyensis ATCC 20868
Lineage: Eukaryota; Fungi; Ascomycota; Leotiomycetes; Helotiales; Helotiaceae
Exons: 1
Coding region: 1-345 (114 amino acids)
Source: RefSeq, a predicted model, not a curated record
AUGUGCUUUUACGAUCAACACCAGAUGAGUUGCGGCGACUACAAAUGGUCACAUUUCCGCCAACACUGCUCCAAAGAAUAUCGCACCGGCGAAACCUGCGGGAUGAAACUUGUCAUGAACACCAUUCAAAAGGAUAACAAGUGCAAGACAUGCACCAAGAUCGAUGUGAAGCAUGGCCGUCUCCGGAAGGAGGAGGAUCGAAUCGAAAGAUGGUACAAGGAAGAACAGCGGGGCCACCAACGGGGCGCUUCAAUCGACGCGUCCAAGGAGACGAUUAGCAAGCUGUGGGAGGAGAUCAACGACCUGCAAUGGGAGCGGAGCCAGGCUCAGAUGCAGACAAGAUAG